This is a messenger RNA of Salmo salar (Atlantic salmon), 1128 nucleotides long. Lineage: Eukaryota; Metazoa; Chordata; Actinopteri; Salmoniformes; Salmonidae. The record is from RefSeq and is a predicted model, not a curated record.
GAACGUAUCCCCGCCUUGUCAUUGUGACACCGUUUUUAUCCACCCACUUACAAUUUACUUAGCUCAGGUCAGUUGACAUGGACGACAAGAGGGCCUUGUGUGAACCACCGCCACUUCCUGCUGAAGCAGUAGGUGCAUCUCAAGAGUCUCUCCGAGAUGUUGUGGAAAGAAUUAGGUCAGAGGUUGAAACACAAGCCAAGACUAUUGAUUCCCUGUGCAAAACUCUAAUCAUGCACGAGGCAGAGAGAACCCAGAAUCUCAAUACCAUGGCAGUCCUUCAAUCCGAGGUGCACCAUUUGGCUGCACAUGUUGCCGCCCAGCACCUUGAGGAGCGUUUUGAGGGUCUACGCUGUGAGGUCUCCACUGAGCUCCACUACCUGCGCAGUCUCCUGUCCCACUCUCCCUGCUCCUGUCCUACUCUCCAAGCCUCCUGCUCCAGCACUCACCCCUCAGACAUCCAGAGGCAGGCUGCCAUCAACCACAUCUCUCAGGAACUCUACCACAGUCGAAGAGUCCUGUGGGAGCAGAUUGCUGAGCUAAGGGAGGAAGUCCACAACAUUCAUGGCCUGCUUAAAAAAUUAAGAGAUGAAACUAUGCGCAGAUUGACAGAGAAAUACUGCAAAGAUAUGUGCUUGGAGAGGAUGAUUGACAGCUAUCAGAUGAAGGACGACGCUCUCAAAAUACAGAGGCCUCAGGACAUGCUCAGGUCAAAUGCAAGGUCAGAUGUUUCUGAGUUACAGAAUAAGUUUCAGACUAUAACAAUAUCGAAAGGCAAGGCUCCCAAUAAAACAGGCCGAACUGAACGAAUAGGACAGAGGGUUAUGCCAGCCAAUUCAGAUUCAGAUGAAGGGCAAAGUGGAACAUGUGCCAAAGGAAUGACACCAAAGAUCAAAGAGGAAAUCAAUGUGUCUGCCAGAAGGAAAUAAAGUUCAUAGCUGGAAUCCUCUAUCAACCUUUUGCCCUACCUUGUCUCACACUGUCUUCUUUAUGACAGCCAAAUAAAAUAACAUUUGGUCUACUCUGACAAUUAUUUUCUGUUUGAGCUUUGUGCAUUCAACACAUUUCUUUAUCAAUAAUUCACGUAAAAGGCUGUUAUUUUUUUAUCAAUAAUUAUGUACUGUAGACUAU